Messenger RNA from Colletotrichum phormii, 1088 nucleotides. RefSeq lists its product as uncharacterized. The transcript has 3 exons. The record is from RefSeq and is a predicted model, not a curated record. Lineage: Eukaryota; Fungi; Ascomycota; Sordariomycetes; Glomerellales; Glomerellaceae. Bases 255 to 872 code for a protein of 205 amino acids.
GUAACCACCGAAGCGCCCGAAAUAGUGUCAAGUCAACGAAAUGAGCACAGCUUCACGGCUAGAAGAGACGGAUGCCUCUUGCCUCAUUGCAAAGCUCGACAUUGUCUGAGCUCGCUUUGCAGGUAUAAAAAGACACCGAAUUUCCUCGAAGAAUGGAAACAAUCUACCAUUUCCAUCCAACACUCUUUCCCGCUCUCUCUUUCAACACUAAAACAGAAUCAAAUUCAUUUAUUCUCGAUCUAUAAUUCUUGACAAUGGCACCCAUUAUGAAGUUCUUCUAUGCUGGUCUGCUCGCAGCCAGCACCCUCACCUCCGCUGCAUUUGCCAGCUCCCUAUUUGACAACGCUGGCGUCGCCAUUGAGGCUAGAGAAGUCAACUUCCUGGCUGAGGGCGUCGACACCCCAGUUAGCAUCGAGGUCACCAACGGCGUCGCCGUUCGCAGCGCCGACGAGGUUGACGCUUCGCUCGAGAAGCGCGUCUUCACCUCCCCUCAUGUCCGCAAGGCUUUUAAGAUCGUUGCCGGCAACAUGAUCUCGGCCGCCUCCUGUGCCUUCAACUUCUGGGUCGAAGAGGACUACACGGGCAAGUGCACGGUCUGGUACAGCGGAGUCACCGGCGGAGGUGUUUCGACCCCCAAGAUUGGCGUCAAGGGCGCUACCUUCAUCUCCAAGACUGGCAGCGAGCUCGACUUGAAGGUUCCUUUGAUUGUCAAGGGCUUCUACGCUGGAAAGGAGCUCAUCGUUCACUUCGUCGUUCACAUUCUCAGCGACGCUGGUGAGACUUCUGUUCAGUACUUUUACGACCGUCCCACGGCUACUAUCGGCGGUCAGACUGCUCCCGUGACCAGCUGGGACUUUGUCAACACCAAGUAAACGUUAUCCUUUACAGCCAGUGGAGCUUCGAGAAGAGGCUGCGAUACAAGCAAGUGCAGAUAUGCAGAGUGUCUUACAUUAGUAAAGUACUUAUCUAUAUUGUGUCCUUAUGAUCGGCGUCCGACUCUUGGGAAAGUGCGGAGACAAGAACCAAUCUGCUUUAAGCCGAUGUGAAACUUCAGUAGAGUAGUUCAAUGCAUCAACUUUCUGCACACC